UAGAUUUUGACACUUGACAACAAUUACGUUAGAUUCUUAUUUGGGUUAAAAAUGUUAUCUACUAGUGUUAAAACUUUUUGCGUGUAGUUUUUCAAUCUUCAAUGUCUUUCAUACGUUGUUUGUUUCGAAGUAAAAAUGCUUGAAUCGCUUUUGGAAUAUAUCAGGGCUUGGUUUCCAUCUAACGAGUUGCCCCAAUCGAGCGGCUUUUCCCGCAAACGCAGAGGCUCUGAUACCAAUAGUCACUUUAAAAGCCCCAAACACAGAAAAAUCCUUUCCUCUAUGGCAAACAAUAUUUUGGAGGAUGACAUUUUCACUUCGCCUUUGCGUUCAAAUCGACACGAAGCCGUCGUUUUGGACGACGAAGACGACAUCCGCGUUGCGAGUAAACCAAUUGAUAUAAAAACAUCGCGGAAAUCGAGAGAAAAUCGGUGGGAGACCAAUGGUACAGACGAUUUGAGAUUCCUCAAAAGUAUUAAAAGCACAACUGAGAAAAAACUCGAUGCGAAAAGGAACAAUGUAGAAUAUAUCACGCGGUUUGCCACCAGUUACGAGCCCCACAACGGCGUUAAAGCCAAGUCGAGAGUAUCACCGAUUUCGAGGAAUGUUAGGUCGGGCCGGUCGAGCUUGAGCAACAGCUUUUCGACCCCUACUUUGGACUAUUCAAUUAGAUUAGAUGAUAAAAAGAAAUAUGAAAUGUUGUUGGAUAACGUCGCAACGUUACAAAAUUCCUAUUCGUUUAAUAAUUCCUCGACUUACGGGACUCCAGUCGGGUCGUUGUUUAAUCGGUCACGGAGGCUGGUGGAAUUGGCUAAAUCGCCGAAUAAAAAACCAGUUGAAGUGAUCGACUUGACUGAAAAUAAGAGGAAACUAUCGACCAAAGAUACAGUAAUAAAAGUUUUGGAUGAUUUUGAGAGUGAAGAAGUUAUUGAAGAUUCCGAUUCCGAUGUUGAAAUUCUGCCAAAUCCACCGUCGCCGAAACCCGAUAUCAAAGUACCCCCAAUUAAUAGCCUCAAAACUGUUGUUGAUACGUCGAAGCCGACGCACCAAAAGUGGCUACAGGAUAUUACCAAGAAUCAUGAACGCUUCGUCGAAGACAAGUCGAAAGAGAUUGAAGCGUACACCGAAAACUCAUCCGCCUUGAACGAAAUCAAUCGCAAUUUAUUGAUAAAAUCUUUAACUAAAAAAGUCCAAGACUCGCUUGCCAUCAAGGAAGCGAUUCUUCCGAUCGAAGAAGAGGAAGAAGAAGUCGAGUUGCCGCCUUUGACCGAUGAACAGCUGCGUAUGGUGAAGAAAGCCUUUUCGGGAGACCCUAACGAAGUGCUCACGAAGAAAUUUAACUUGAAUGUGACACGAAGAGAUAUGCAAACGUUGUCAGGCUUAAAUUGGCUCAACGAUAACGUGAUUAAUUUCUACAUGAAUUUGAUAAUGGAGAGAGGGACUGAUUCGAAGUGGCCGAGGACUUACGCCACUAAUACUUUCUUUUAUCAAAAAUUGUCAAGAAAUGGGCCAGAUUCGCUGAAACGGUGGACGAGAAGGGUGGAUAUUUUCUCGUAUGAGUUCAUCUGUGUUCCUAUACAUCUAGGGAUGCACUGGUGUAUGGCGAUAAUCAAUCUUAAGGAGAGGACGAUCAAGUAUUAUGAUAGUAUGGGGAAAUCGAAUAAUCAGUGUUUGAAUGCGUUGAGGAACUAUCUAGAGUUUGAGCAUAUGGAUAAGAAAGGACAGCCGUUUAGUACCGAGGAUUUUGUCUUGGAGAAUGUCCAGGAUAUACCACAACAAAUGAACGGGAGUGAUUGUGGCAUGUUCUCGUGUACAUUUGCGGAAUUUGCGACGAGGAAAGCGAGGUUCACUUUCCAACAGGAAGAUAUGCCGUAUUUGAGGAAGAAAAUGGUAGUUGAAAUACUCACCGGGCAGUUACUGAUACAGUAGGGGGUCUUUUUAUUUUUGUAUACUUAUAGGUUUUAGUACAAUGGAAUUGUGUUAUGUUUAUGUACAAUUCAUUUCAUUGAAAUAAAAGCGAUAAUUUAUUUACAUCUGAUUGUGCGUGAAUGGACGAGUGUUAAUACAUAAGUGUUAAAAUAUUAAAUAUAGGUUUUUCAUUUGUU
Molecule: messenger RNA, 2102 nt
Organism: Tribolium madens (black flour beetle)
Lineage: Eukaryota; Metazoa; Arthropoda; Insecta; Coleoptera; Tenebrionidae
Product: sentrin-specific protease 1-like
Exons: 4
Coding region: 136-1926 (596 amino acids)
Biological process (GO): protein desumoylation
Cellular component (GO): nucleus
Molecular function (GO): deSUMOylase activity
Source: RefSeq, a predicted model, not a curated record